Gregarina niphandrodes is the source of this 1803-nucleotide messenger RNA. Its product is annotated as putative transmembrane protein. Lineage: Eukaryota; Apicomplexa; Conoidasida; Eugregarinorida; Gregarinidae. The coding region runs from base 1 to 1803 and encodes 600 amino acids. The transcript has a single exon. The record is from RefSeq and is a predicted model, not a curated record.
AUGAAGGGGACUACCGCUGUACGCUUGGUCAAUGAGAAGGGGUGGGCGGCGCUGGGAGCGUUCGUCAGCCCCAACGGGAAGUUGUCUUCUACUGAUGGCUGUAUUGCGAGGAUGGCCGUCGUCUCUGACGGGAAGGGCGCAGCUGAAGUUGUGGUGUUGGCCCCUCCGUCAGAGUUGCUGGAGUCCUGCCUUGCUGAUUACGACUGGCUUAGUCGUUGGAACCGGCUCCGCGUCUACCACCCGCCCGGGGAAUCCAAACAGCAAGCGAAGGCCUCUGCUCGCAUCGAGCGCUUGCUUGCCCGGGCCAUGAAGAACCAUCUGCACGACGAGGAUCCAUCAGCCGCCAGUGCGGCCUUGAAGAAAGCAUUCGGCAGGAAGCUGAUGGAAUGGCUGGAGACUGAGAAUGCCGGAGACACCGAGGUUGACGGGAGCGGAAGGUUGGAGAUCACUGACGUGAGGCCGCUAGAUGCAGAUGAACAAGAACAAGUCCGGGAUCAAGUUCCAGCGAAGUGGCUUCCGAAAAUUGAGGAUUCGAUGUCUUUCGUGAAUUGUAUUGAGAUCGAGGGCCAGGCCGUUCGCGAAAGAAGCGAAGGCUUCUGGCGACGCCCUGGGUUGUUCAAACGUCUUGGUAUUGUGGGUAUUGCGACUGCAAGUGGCCUGGUGAUUACUGGGUUCCUACUAUACCGUUUUGGUCCUCGGUAUGGCGGUCGGUCUUCCGACACCACGGCGUACAACUCCUCUUCGUCCGACACCACGGCCUCUUCAUCCACUGUGGGGGCCUACGAACUUGCUCCUACUGCAUCUGGCACUGCGAUCCCAGGCAUCACGACCUCCAGCUCUACCUUAUCCACGACGCGAUUCCCAUCCACAGCGGGCAGAAACAUGUGUGAGGGUACCACCUUUGGCCUGACCGAGCCCGAGAAGUAUCAGCGAGCACUGGCUUGUGAUUGUCUUGCUGUGUCGGAGUCCAGCUUGUUCACGAACUGCCAUCCGAAUCCCGAAAAGCGCCCCGAGCCAAGCGUCGAUGUUAUCGCGUCACUACUCUCGGGGUACGAAUUGGCGACACUGCGAGUACCUUCCGGCACUUGCAAGGAAACGCUUCACAGGAGCAAGACCCAAACGGUGGUGAGAGCGGAGGUGGGCGGCUGGAGAAUGUUGGAUUGGUCCGAGUUGUCCGAAGGCGGGCAGAUAGUUUGCACUGACGAGAAUGGCCUAAACCUAAAUUGUCAUUACUUCGGCGCUCCGUCCAAGUUCGACUUUCCUACUGUCUGGGAUGCCAUCAACCUCUACGUCAAGCCCUACCAGUGUCUGGCUGCAAGCAACCCCAAGAGUCAAAAGCACGAGGUCGAAUACUACGGGGGGCGCGCAAGGGGGGUCGCGAGGUACGUAGGUGGUGACUUAUACGGACUGAGUGACGACCACCUUGAACAACUAGGCUUGAAAGUCGUUCAGUUGAACCCGCUGUCUAGUGUGCAGUGGGAGGGUACAGAGGUGUAUCCCAAGAGCGACUGUAAUACUGAUGGUCCGACUUGUCGGACAAAUAUAUCGGAGCAUUGCCAAUGCGAAAUGAUAGAAAUGUACGCCCAUGCCAUCACUCCCUCCGGCAAGACCAUUCACUGGGGUUCAACUAAAGACUACUUCACCAACCAGACGGACUUGGCUAAGUACUAUACUUUAUUCCAAAGGAAAGGCUACAAGCCGGUUUACUGCCACGUGAAAUGCUGGAGAGACCCUCAACCCGCACUACACCGUGAACAUUCCAAGAACUUCUUCAGAAACGACUUGGGGCAGCAAAUUUUAUAG